AUGGCAACCAUCAAAGUGGCAGUUGGACAAAUGUGCUCCGGCUCAUGUCUCAAAACCAAUGCACGUAUUGCGUCCAAACUUGUGGAUAUGGCCGUCAAGGCCAAUGCUAAAGUACUCUUCCUUCCUGAGGCGGCCGAUUACAUCUCCAGAAACACCGACCACUCCAUUCGCUUGGCCGAACUGACCAAACGGGACUUCUUGGAGCCUCUUCAAGAGAAAAUCAGAUCAUACCACAAGUCUGGCGAAGUUGACGAUGGUAUAUUUGUUGCUGUGGGGAUUCAUGCCCCAGCCUCUUGUGAAAACAGGGGCAGAAAGGUUCAGAACAAUCAACUCUGGAUCUCCAAUAAAGGUGAGAUCUUGCACAGAUACCAGAAGGUGCAUUUGUUUGACGUAAACAUUGCUAACGGACCAGUCUUGAAGGAGUCUGAUGCUGUUGAGCCAGGAACAAAAAUUCAUCUUCCGUUCAAGAUCGGCAAGAGGUCUCCUUGCUCUGACUUCAGGGUCGGAUUGGCAAUCUGUUACGAUAUUAGAUUUCCAGAAAUGGCUUCGAGACUCAGACAAAAGGGUGCCCACAUUAUCACAUAUCCUUCAGCAUUUACUACCAAAACAGGCGAAGCCCAUUGGAGAGCUUUGGGCCGGGCCAGGGCUAUCGAUACUCAAUGCUACAUUGUAAUGGCUGCGCAGUGUGGAUCUCACGAUGUCACAGCCGAUUUGACCGAGGAAGAAAAGUCCGAAUUAAAUUACUCUACUACAAGAGACAGUUAUGGACAAGCACUUAUCGUUGACCCAUGGGGCGAAAUUAUUGCCGAAGCUCCAAACUACCAGAAUCGCGGUGCCAAAGACGAGGAUGGUGAUUACUACGAGAUGAUUACAGCAGACUUGAGCAAGGAGUUUUUGUACUCCAUACGCAGAGAGUUGCCUGUUCUUCGCCACAGACGUCCUGUGAUCUACUUGGACAGUUAUCCCGAACGUUAG
Molecule: messenger RNA, 975 nt
Organism: Australozyma saopauloensis
Lineage: Eukaryota; Fungi; Ascomycota; Pichiomycetes; Serinales; Metschnikowiaceae
Gene: NIT2
Product: putative hydrolase
Exons: 1
Coding region: 1-975 (324 amino acids)
Molecular function (GO): hydrolase activity, acting on carbon-nitrogen (but not peptide) bonds, in linear amides
Source: RefSeq, a predicted model, not a curated record